CUACAUACAAAACAAAGAGAGGUUGAUCAAGGCUCCAUCUUAGUCAGCUGCGAUCUCGAAGAAGAUACUGCUAGUUACAGAAUACAGAUAGACAUAUUAUUAUGUCGACGCCGAAAGAGGAGAGUGGCAAGGUUCCCUUGCUGCAGCCUCCACCGGUCGGAGAAGAUGAAGAGGAGCUGCAGGUGCAGGGGCUGGGGCGACGGAUUUUAGAAGAGAACCGGAAGCUGUGGGUUGUGGCCGGGCCGUCCAUCUUCACCCACUUCUCGUCCUUCGGCCUGACCGUCAUUAGCCAGGCCUUCAUCGGCCACAUCGGCGCCACCGAGCUCGCUGCCUACGCGCUCGUCUCCACCGUCCUCAUGCGCUUCGGCACCGGCAUACUCCUGGGAAUGGCGAGCGCGCUGGGGACGCUGUGCGGGCAGUCGUACGGCGGGAAGCAGUAUCACAUGCUGGGCAUCUACCUUCAGCGCUCCUGGAUCAUCCUCUUCACCACCGCCGUCCUCCUCCUCCCCAUCUACAUGUUCACCCAGCCGCUCCUCGUCUUGCUCGGGCAGGACCCGGGCAUCUCCGCCGUCGCCGGCGUCAUCUCCCUCUGGUACAUCCCCGUGAUGUUCGCCAACGUCUUCACCUUCACGCUCCAGAUGUACCUGCAGGCCCAGAGCAAGAACAUCAUCAUCACCUACCUCGCCGUGCUCAACCUUGGCAUCCACCUCUUCCUCUCUUGGCUCAUGACUGUCAAGUACAACUUGGGUAUCGCCGGAGCCAUGGGCUCCAUGGUCAUCGCCUCCUGGAUCCCUGUUCUUGGGCAGCUUGGCUUCGUCUUCUUUGGUGGCUGCCCUCUCACAUGGGCCGGAUUCUCGUCCGCUGCCUUCGCCGACCUCGGUGCCAUUGUCAAGCUCUCCAUAUCCUCUGGUUUUAUGCUCUGUUUAGAACUAUGGUAUAACACCGUUUUGGUGUUCCUCGCCGGGUACAUGAAGAAUGCAGAGAUUGCCCUGAACGCUCUUUCCAUAUGCCUUAACAUCAACGGUUUGGAGAUGAUGAUUUCCGUUGGCUUUUUGGGUGCGACGGGAGUACGUAUUGCCAAUGAGCUCGGAGCUGGAAGCGCAAGAAGGGCCAAGUUCGCCAUAUUAAAUGUUGUUACCACUUCUUUCUCAAUCGGAGUUGUGUUGUUUGUGCUCUUCCUUCUCUUGCGUGGACAGCUUGCCUACAUAUUUACCGAGAGUCGAGUGAUAGCUGAUGCAGUUGCUGAUCUUUCGCCUCUUCUGGCCUUCUCCAUCUUGCUCAACAGUCUUCAACCGGUACUAUCAGGUGUUGCCGUGGGUGCGGGUUGGCAAAGUGUAGUUGCCUACGUUAAUGUUGCAUCGUAUUACUUGAUUGGCAUUCCUCUUGGAGCAAUUCUAGGCUAUGUUGUUGGAUUUCAUCUAAAGGGCAUUUGGAUUGGCAUGCUCCUUGGGACUUUGGUACAAACUAUUAUACUCCUGGUCAUAACACUUAGGACCGACUGGCGAAAACAGGUAAAGAUUUCUCAGGAGCGGUUGAAAAGAUGGUACAUUGAUGAGAACAGUAGAUCGCAAGGUUCCGAUGGAAUUAUAUGAAACUGCAGACCAACUGUCCCCGUUCAAGGUUACAUGCAUAACGUGCUUGGAGUAUUUGGAUCAUUUAUGUAUCACAGAUGCCAAUUCCAUUCCUGAGACCUUUCGAGUUUGGUUCUUGGCAUGGAGAUAUGCUCCUAUGUUUAAUAUAAUAACAAAAGACAUAUAUAUAGUUAUUCAAACUCAGGAAGAUUUGUUCUUGGUUGAGAUUCCGUUAAUUUCCACAAGUCAGUAAGUUUGAUUUUCUUGGAUCAAUAUUUCACCAUGUAAUAACCACAUUUUCAGAAGAUCAUGCCUUUUUCACUUC
This is a messenger RNA of Brachypodium distachyon (stiff brome), 1896 nucleotides long. RefSeq names its product protein DETOXIFICATION 21. Bases 102 to 1592 code for a protein of 496 amino acids. Gene Ontology annotation, biological process: xenobiotic detoxification by transmembrane export across the plasma membrane. The transcript is spliced from 8 exons. Gene Ontology annotation, cellular component: membrane. Lineage: Eukaryota; Viridiplantae; Streptophyta; Magnoliopsida; Poales; Poaceae. The record is from RefSeq and is a predicted model, not a curated record. Gene Ontology annotation, molecular function: antiporter activity; xenobiotic transmembrane transporter activity.